GGUGACCCUGGGGCUAGAGGCCCCCCUCCUGCUGACUCUUGAUUGUUCCGUGUCCUCCCAGCCUCCCCACAGUGCUGGUCUCCACCUAGACUCAGCAGAUAUGUCCAGUCUCCAGAUGCUGUGCUCCGGCCUGCCCUUGAGACCCCUCCCACAGAACCCCGGACGCUGGGCUGGGGUGCCACAUGCCCCCGUCAGGACCCCUGGCCUCAGCCCUCUAGAGGAGCAGUUGGCACUGAGGAAUGCCCUACGCUACUUCCCACCUGAUGUCCAGGAACUGCUGGCCCAGGAGUUUGCCCAGGAGCUGCGACUCUAUGGACACAUCUACAUGUACCGGUUCUGUCCCAGCAUUGAAAUGAAGGCCUACCCAAUCGAUCAGUACCCUUGCCGGACAAGAGCUGCUGCAGCCAUCAUGCACAUGAUCAUGAACAAUCUGGACCACGCAGUAGCUCAGUUUCCCCAGGAGCUGGUGACAUAUGGCGGAAAUGGACAGGUGUUCAGCAACUGGGCUCAGUUCUGGCUGACCAUGUACUACUUGUCAAAGAUGACUGAAGAUCAGACUCUGGUCAUGUACAGUGGACAUCCGCUGGGCCUCUUCCCCAGCAGCCCUGGCGCCCCAAGACUGGUCAUCACCAACGGGAUGGUCAUUCCCAACUAUUCCUCCAGGACAGAGUACGAGAAGCUCUUUGCCUUGGGAGUCACAAUGUACGGACAGAUGACAGCAGGCAGCUACUGCUACAUUGGUCCUCAGGGAAUUGUCCAUGGUACAGUGCUCACUGUGCUGAAUGCUGCACGUCGGUACCUGGGCAUUGAGGACUUGGCUGGGAAGGUCUUUGUCACCUCUGGACUUGGCGGGAUGAGUGGAGCUCAGGCCAAGGCUGCAGUCAUCGUGGGGUGCAUUGGUGUGAUAGCAGAGGUUGAUAAAGCAGCUCUUGCAAAACGCCACCAGCAAGGCUGGCUGAUGGAAGUGACUGACAGCUUGGACCACUGCAUUGAAAGACUCAGAGAAGCAAGGAAAAAGAAAGAGGUGCUCAGUCUUGGUUACCAUGGGAAUGUAGUGGAUCUUUGGGAGCGCCUCGUCUAUGAAUUGGAUACCACAGGAGAGCUAUUGGUAGAUCUCGGGUCAGACCAGACUUCCUGCCAUAACCCAUUUAAUGGUGGAUACUACCCUGUGCAGCUCAGUUUUGUUGAGGCCCAGCAUCUCAUGGCUUCCAACCCACCUGCUUUCAAAGACCUAGUGCAAGAAAGCCUAAGGAGGCAGAUAUCAGCCAUCAACAGGCUGGCCAAAGAAAGGUUCUUCUUUUGGGACUACGGCAAUGCUUUCCUUUUGGAGGCACACAGAGCAGGAGCAGAUGUGGCAAAGAAGGGUGCUAACAAGACAGAAUUCCGCUACCCCUCAUAUGUCCAGCACAUUAUGGGGGACAUAUUCUCCCAGGGAUUUGGACCUUUCCGCUGGGUAUGCACAUCAAGAGACCCCCAGGACCUGGCUGUUACAGACAAGCUGGCCACAUCUGUGCUGGAGAAGGCCAUUGUUGAUGGAGUGAAGGCAUCCGUGAAACUGCAGUAUAUGGACAAUAUCCGAUGGAUCCGAGAAGCCGCCAAGCACCAGCUGGUUGUAGGCUCUCAGGCAAGGAUCCUGUACUCAGACCAGAAGGGCCGUGUGGCCAUUGCUGUGGCCAUUAACCAAGCCAUCGCCAAUGGACAUAUCAAGGCCCCAGUGGUUCUAAGCCGAGAUCACCACGAUGUAAGUGGCACUGACAGCCCCUUUAGAGAGACUUCCAACAUAUAUGAUGGCUCUGCCUUCUGCGCAGAUAUGGCUGUCCAGAACUUUGUGGGAGAUGCCUGCCGAGGGGCCACCUGGGUUGCACUUCACAAUGGAGGGGGUGUAGGCUGGGGUGAGGUGAUCAAUGGUGGAUUUGGCCUCUUGCUGGAUGGAUCCCCAGAGGCUGAGCACAAGGCCAGGAUGAUGCUCAGCUGGGAUGUCUCCAAUGGUGUGGCCCGGCGCUGCUGGUCUGGGAACCCAAAGGCCUAUGAGAUCAUCUGCCAGACGAUGCAAGAGAACAGUGGCUUAGAAGUAACACUUCCCCACGAUGUGAGAGAUGAGCGCAUGCUCCAGCAAGCUCUGCAACCCUGAGAAGAAUCCAGUAGCCACCUGCAGUCCUCUGUCUCCUUUCUUCCCUUGGCUCUCCCCACCCUCCUCACCUCUACACAACUCCUAUACUUCUGAGAUAUACACACAAGCCCUAUGUGGCCCUCAUGGCACUCUAGAUGGGACCCAUUUCAUAGGCAAGGCCCAGAGAAGUGAUACCACUUGUCUAUGACCUACUGCUUGACGAGGUCCCCAGGAAGGGUAGUUUAUGCCUUGCUCAGGGCCAAGUCCUCAGGCCUCCUAUGGUGUGGACACUAACUGUGAGGCGACUGCCAUGAAUUGGCCAAGCUGGGCACUACCUGGUCUUUCCUAAGCCUCCCCAAGUUCUCUUUGGGUUUUACCACUUCACUCUACUUCCUGUCUACCUGUCCAGUGCUGUUCUUCUGUCUGCCCAUUUAUCUGGACCUUGGCACCCCAGGAUUAGGGAUAAAACGGAGGAGUUUAUGGAUGAAGAUAAACAGGAAAUAAAGGAAAGAAUUAAA
Octodon degus (degu) is the source of this 2628-nucleotide messenger RNA. It is a transcript of the gene Uroc1, whose product is annotated as urocanate hydratase 1. Lineage: Eukaryota; Metazoa; Chordata; Mammalia; Rodentia; Octodontidae. The coding region runs from base 101 to 2131 and encodes 676 amino acids. The transcript is spliced from 20 exons. Gene Ontology annotation, biological process: L-histidine catabolic process. Gene Ontology annotation, molecular function: urocanate hydratase activity. The record is from RefSeq and is a predicted model, not a curated record.